Molecule: messenger RNA, 616 nt
Organism: Phalaenopsis equestris
Lineage: Eukaryota; Viridiplantae; Streptophyta; Magnoliopsida; Asparagales; Orchidaceae
Product: transcription initiation factor IIE subunit beta-like
Exons: 1
Biological process (GO): transcription initiation at RNA polymerase II promoter
Cellular component (GO): transcription factor TFIIE complex
Source: RefSeq, a predicted model, not a curated record
AACUAUUUGACCAUAAAUUUCUGCAGGCUUUGAAAGCAGCAGGUCAGGUAUGGCUCCUAGCCAACAAUGACUCUCAGGAAGAUAUUGUGUAUCCCAAUGACCCAAAGGUGGUGAUCAAAGUCGACGAUGACUUGAAGCAGCUCUUCAGGGGAGUUGAGCUCCCUCGGGACAUGGUCGACAUCGAGAGGGAUCUCCUGAAGAACGGAAUGAAACCUGCUACAAACACGGCUAAGAGGCGCGCUGAGGCUCAAGUCCAUGGCAUCCCAUCCAAGCCCAAACCCAAGAAGAAGAACGGAAUCAGCAAGCGCACCAAACUCACAAAUGCUCACCUUCCCGAGCUCUUCCAGAACAUAAACGUGCCUGAUUCUUGAAAACAAGAAGAUUUGAGUUGCUACCUAGUUGGUGACACGCCUAAUGUUUAUAGUAACAAAACAUGGCAGUUUGCAGGCAUUCAUGACAUGUAUUUGCAGGUAGACUGCACUAAGAGGAUAUGCCUUGAUGCUUAUCAUUUGCUGAAUUGUCUUAAUUUGAUUUGCUUGGAUUUAUUUGUGUGAUUUCAUGGGUUGUAAUCUGGAAUGAAACUAAAAUUUGAAUUAUGAAGUUUUGAUUUCUCCAU